AUGCCUCCAUCUAAAUUACAUUCUUGUAAAACUAAAACAUCAAAUCAAAAUAUCACUCAAUUCAAAUCAAUUGAUGAUACAGACACUUACAGUUGUCAUAGUAACACUGAUUCAAAAUCAUUUGAAUCGACAAAUUAUAAAAUACCAAAAUCUACUCAACUUUAUUAUCCAUUAAAACAUUGUAAAAUAACAAAUAAUAAUAAUAAUAAUAAUGAUAAUGAUUUAAUUUAUAAAACCAAUUUACAACAAGAUAAAUUAAAUAAUCAAAUUAAAUCACAAUUACAUACAUCUAUAACAAAAUUACCAAAAUCUAUGAUACAUAAACAAAUAAAAUUUAUGGAACAUGGAUCAGAAGGUGAUAAGAAAAAUACUACCGUAGCAACAAUAAAAAAUACAAUUUCAACAUCAAAACAAUCAGAAAACAAAAUGGUUACACAAACAUCACCUAUUUUAACAUCGAUAAAACAUGAUGAACAAUAUUUGAAAUCAACUUUAAUCAAUAAACCAAAACAUUCAUCACAAGUUCAGCUAACCAACACUAUCACUAAUCAUCAUAAUACAUUUGAUAAAACAUUGAAAAAGAAUUAUUUAGGUUAUAAUUUAGAUGAACACAACAUAAAACAAAUUAAUAGAUAUGCAAGUUUCAAAGAAACUGAUUUAACUCCUAAAUAUUUAGACAAUAUUAAAAGUGCAUCAAUAUCAGAUUUAAGUCAUUCCGGUUUAAGAAUUAAUCAUAAAAUUAUGAAUAAUAAUAAUAAUCAUAAUAAAUCAAUAGAAGUAUCACCUUUAUUGAGUAAAUCAUCAUCUGGAAUAAUCAAGACAGAAUUGAAUUCAUUCAGUGAUACAUCCAUUACACUGGAUCCUAUAAAUCAUCAUACUAAAAUAACAAUUAUUCGUGAAAAUAAUCAUAAUCAUGUAAAAAUGAAUUCAUAUCCAAAAUUACCAAUUACAACUAGAUCAGCUUGUAGAAAAGAUAUCCAAUUACAUAAUAAUAAUACUAAUAAUAGUAAUAUUCCAUCUUACAAAUCAUCAAUUAGUCAAUCUCCAUUAUCAAAUAUAUCUUGUGAAAGUUUACCAAAUGUAAAUAAUUCUAUCAUAAAACAAUUUAAUUCAUCAACAUUAUAUCUGAACAAUAAUGAUAAUAAUAAUUAUUAUUAUAAAAUGAAUGAUAUUACAUGGAAGAUUCCUGAUACAAUAGAACGAUAUAAUUCAAAUGAAGAGAUUGGGGUAGAUCUUUCAACUUCAGAAAAAAUUAUGCAAUAUACUACUAAUAAUACAACUACUACUAUUACUACUACUACAACAACAACAACAACUACUACUACUACUACUGCUACUAAUAGUAAUAAUAAUCAAUCAUAUAUAAGUAAAAUUGGUUUAUUGAAACAAUAUGGUCAUUAUAAAUCAACACCAAAUAUAAAUACAACAAUAAAAAAAUCAAGAACACCAAUAAAAUUAACAAAAGUUAAAGAAGAAUAUGUGACACAUAUAGCUAGACCAUUAAAACCGGAAUUCGGUUUGAAUCAUUAUAAUGCAUUCAGUGAACAAGAUUUAUCUGGGAGAAUGAUAAAAUUAAAUGAGAAAGAAAGCAAUCGAAGACAUAGUGAAUUGAAUUAUUUGCAUAGUCCAUAUGAUCAUUAUUCAUAUCAACAUAUAAAUCAAAAGAAAUUAAAUGGUAAUAUUGAUGAUCAUGUUGACAAUGUUCAAUUAACAACAUGGCGACAUAAUAGUUAUGACCGAAAUUUAGACAAGAAAUCAGAUGAGGAUCCUAUUCAACCAAUCAUUAUACAAAGACAUUAUGGUUCAAAUAAUUAUAUUUCAAGUAAACCUUUGGAUAAGAAUAACUUAUUAUGUUCUGAACACCAUAAUUAUCAAUCUAAUCAUUAUUAUACAAAAAAUUUACAUUCAGAAUCUUCAUCAGAUCAUUUUAAUGGUCAUUUAAGCUAUCAUCCAUCUGAAGAAUCAUUAUUAAAUGAUACAAAAGCAUUGAAUGGAUUUAAUAAUAAUCAUGAUUAUUGUAAUUAUUCACAAUCAUUAAAUCAUAAUUACAUAUAUAAUCAUUAUGAUAUUAAUAUUAAUAAUAAUAAUAAUAAUAAUCAAUAUGAUAUAUCAAAUGAAUUACGUAAUAACCAUGGUUACAGUUAUAAUAAUAUUUAUGAUAGUAUAAAUAAUAAUAAUAAUAAUCAAUAUUAUGAUUAUAAAGAAUCCACUGAUGAUUUACAUUCGAUUACACCGAAUCUAUUCCGAAAAUAUGAUUCUCAACAAUUAUAUCAUAGUAAUAAUACUAUAAAUGAUAAUAUUAGUAUGAUUACGGAUGGUUAUCAUUCAUAUAAUUAUCGAUGUAAUAAUAAUAAUAAUGAAAUAGUUAAUAAAACACGAACAUGGACAAAAACAGAUCUUGAUGUUGCGUAA
This is a messenger RNA of Schistosoma haematobium, 2412 nucleotides long. Its product is annotated as blue light receptor. The transcript has 10 exons. NCBI's taxonomy places the organism in Eukaryota, Metazoa, Platyhelminthes, Trematoda, Strigeidida, Schistosomatidae. The record is from RefSeq and is a predicted model, not a curated record. The coding region runs from base 1 to 2412 and encodes 803 amino acids.